ACUCAGAGUUCGGUUGAUAAAUGAGUUUCUCUCUCACCUUUUUUAACUAACAUAUGCUGGGUCUGUUUAUGGAAUUCAAAAAUGAAGAACCUAUUGGGCCGGUGUGCUGAGGGAGUGGUUUUUCUUGGUAUGUCAGGCUCUAUUCAAUCCAGAGAUUGCCUUUUUUCGCAUUGCCCAAAUGAUCACAAAAGGUUCUUUCCUAAUCAUGCGUCUAAGGUGCAUCAAUUGCACCUUGAUUACUUCAGGUUUGCUCGCCGUGUGAUUGCUUUGGCCUUGAUGCAUAAAGUGUCCCGACAAACCCCCCCAAAGCCACCGACUUCCUCUUCCUUUGAAAACCGAAAAAGGGGCUUGAAAUUCUCCUUCUUUCUUGUUCAAUCACAAGAUUUGGGGCUUAGAAUCUUCUCCCUCAACCCAGAAAAUCCCGGUCCUGCUCUGCUCUUCUCCCUUGUCCGCCGGCUGCUAUGUGGGUGUGAGAGUUUGGGCUUUUUUCUGGUAAGAUCUAACCAUGAAUCCCUCUCUUUCACCUUGAUUUAGGUUGGGUUUACUUUAAUUGCUCUUGUUCCUCCAAUUUUUGGGUAGUUUCGGUUAACGAUUAACGGGAUUUAAAGGUUUAGUUUGUGAUAUAAGAAUGAAAUUGGAGAUGUUCGGUUAUGUGGAGAUUGAUAGAAAUAGCACUGUGAUUGGGGGUAGUGUUGAUGAUGAUUUCAGUUUGAAUCUAUGGUAGUCCGGUAUUAAUUCUGAGGUGUUUUGAUUAGGUUUUGAUCGUUCUGUCACCGUAGCACUUGGGUUAGCCUUCUGUUCUGUGCGAGUGAGGUAACGAAACCGAGGACGGGGAAACCGAGGGGAGUGACGAGUUAGAAGGCUAGCCAUUCUAGUUGGAUAUAAGUUUUAGAUUUUAUCAUCCUUUUGUAAGUGAGAUUUUAUUCUUGAGAUUUGUGAUUUGAAUAAGUUCCGAGCCUUGUGCAUUUGUGGAACCCGUCUCACGAGUGCACGGCGUCUGUCGUGCCUCGAAUUCGGGUUUUGGGGCGUGACAGAUUUAGUG
Rubroshorea leprosula is the source of this 1042-nucleotide messenger RNA. The record is from the annotation of a GenBank genome assembly. NCBI's taxonomy places the organism in Eukaryota, Viridiplantae, Streptophyta, Magnoliopsida, Malvales, Dipterocarpaceae.